UGCUUUCUAUAAASUUGUGCGAAUAUGAMGCGCUUUCACGAUGUAUAGYCUGUUUUCUAAAAUAACAGAAUAUGUAUUCGGUUYAGAAGAAAAUGCAGAACCUUCAAGAAUUUCAAAUGAGAGGCCUUGCGCUGAAAGCUUGGAGCAAGAACACUCAGGAACGAAGGAAACUUUACAAACUUGUCCUGCUCAAAACGAGGACAGUAGACUCACAAAAUCAUGCUAUGGCACAGUGACACGYCUUUACGAUGGUGCAGGAGUUAUUAAUAAUGAGAUUUACUUCACUUUUGAYGUAGCCGUUGGCGGUUUUCGUCCUGAGCUAGGGAGCGAAGUACAUCUCGAUGCAAYGCGCGAAAGUGUCACAAGUGGUUGGAAAGCUAUCCGCAUUUGUAGCUUCAAAGAAUGGGACUCCAAGUCUGAAACCGGCACUAUAGAAACUAUAAUAGGAAUGGUAGAAAAUAUUAAGGGAGAUAUUAUAGAGUUAAACGAUGGCUUGAGUUUUAGUGCAUCGGUUAUUCCCCACCACUCGUUCUCCCCCUGCAAGGGCGACUGGGUCAAGGUAGACCUUGAGAGAUUUACAGACGAAACUUUUGAAAUCCGGGGGGUGAAACCAUUAAGGGAGAGAACAUUCAGUGGAACAAUAAAUAGYGUAUUCCAUGGAUAUGGUUACAUUGAUGAUGAGGUCUAUUUUACCAUUUGUGUGUGCUCACAUGGGUAUCAACCAUACCAAGGCGACAUUGUCCAGGUCACAGCUAUUGAAACUGGACGAGGGAAGUGUAGAUGGAGGGCCACUUUAGUAGAACCAAAGAGGAACCUGUYAACAAGUCAAAAUAGCCCACCUUUAGGAAGUGUACAACAAUUCAUGGGAAAUAGGAUGACUCAAUUACUAUCAGAUAAAGAAGGUCUUGUACUUCAAGGUCCAUUUGACUUUGGUGAAGUUCCAAUGGGAGAUUCAAAGACACUGUCUCUACAAAUAAAAAACACAAGUGACAAAACACACACAUUCAAAUCUUGCUCUUUCCUAGAGAAUUACUCAGCCAGAUUUAGUGCUCUCUUGCACGCUGAAGAACUUCAGAUGGAAAUGGAUAUGAGAGAGUUUGAUUUACAAAAUGUUACGAUGGACAUAUGUGGCGAAUUCUUGAGUCUUUAUAUUCCUGGCUUGGCUGAAGGAAGGCCAUCUUUGCUAAUAGGAGACACUGUAGUUGUGUCUCUCUGUGAUGGUUCUUAUAAUGCACCGCGAUAUGAAGGCUACAUCCAUGAGGUCAGAAAAGAUGACGUUCUCUUGAAGUUUCAUGAAGACUUCCAUAACAAYUUUGGCUUACAAGCAUGUGAUGUCACGUAG
Molecule: messenger RNA, 1342 nt
Organism: Exaiptasia diaphana
Lineage: Eukaryota; Metazoa; Cnidaria; Anthozoa; Actiniaria; Aiptasiidae
Product: RNA helicase Mov10l1
Exons: 8
Coding region: 41-1342 (433 amino acids)
Source: RefSeq, a predicted model, not a curated record